AUGGAACUGGCGUACGCAAACAACCUUCGUAGUGCAGCGGCCAACACGACCAAUUUCACAGCGGACGAGAGGCAGCAAAUGGAAGCCGAGGCUGCCCGAGUGGAGGCUUUACAGAUCGCUGGAAUGGCAACAGAAUAUCUUGAUUUCGCUUUUGAUGGCAAAUGGUACAGGAAAACACCGUGGUCUGAACUUCCCGCCAAAGCAAAGGACGCAGCCCAUGCCUUGAACUGGGAAGUUAAUGAUGAUGAUGAGACAGCAGCUGCAGCAGUAGGCUCCUGCUGGUAUCCCAUGGAAACUCGAACGUGGGAGGAUCUGUCCAUAGAACAAUGUAAUGGUGCACGAACUCUUGGGUUCAAUCGACACUCUUGGAAAGACAUGUUCAGCGGAUACUUGUACAUUGCACAAGAUUGGGAAUCCCUCUCCGACGAAAUCCAAGCAUCCUGUCGAGUUUUAGGUUGGUCGGAAGAGAAGUGGGGUAAAACAAUUUUGGUGAAGGAAGAGUCCCGGCAAUGGGGCGCAUUAUCCUUGAAUGAGAAAGAAGCUGCCAGGGCACUAAAUUUCGAACUGCGCUCCUGGAACACGAUGUUUGCAUCAGAUGCAUUCGAAAACAAUGAUGACGGCGAUUACUAA
Cylindrotheca closterium is the source of this 630-nucleotide messenger RNA. The record is from the annotation of a GenBank genome assembly. NCBI's taxonomy places the organism in Eukaryota, Bacillariophyta, Bacillariophyceae, Bacillariales, Bacillariaceae.